UUAGAUUAUAUUGCUUUUAAAGCGCAAAAUUUAAUAUUGGAUUUUACACUCGUGAUCUUAUUCGUGAGAAUUUAUCUUCAUACAUAUUAUUAUAUAAAAGAACAAAAACCUGUAUUACCUUCUCAUUCGGAUGAUCAAGAAGAAAAUACCGCGAAUAAAAAGCUUAAAUUUAUUACUCAUCCAAAUCAAGUUUUAUUAUUACCUCUUGCUGCUCUCGUGCAUGUAUUUGGAAUUAUUGCUAGUUAUGUACUUAUUAAUAACAUUAUCGGAAAUAUAGCAUUCUUAGUAUCAACCGCGAUCUCGUUUUCAAUAUAUUCUUUCUACAUUUAUUUAGAUACUCACUAUACAACAAAUACCUUCAAUUCCAAAAAUAUUGUAUUGCCUUAUACUCCUACUUGGAAAUUGAUAAUUAUAUUCUCGUGGUCUAUUAUCCUUUCUGCUGCUACGAUAAGAAUUAUCAUACAUAAAAAAAGAAUAUAAAGAUUAUACGUAAAUAAUGCAGUUAUAAAUUUUUAAUUUAUAUAAUAUCAAUAUGUUGUGAUUGUCACCACUGGUGAUUUUCACAACUGCGUUAGGUCUCGGUAAAUUACCUCACUUCUCCAUUAUUUUAC
Molecule: messenger RNA, 611 nt
Organism: Rhizophagus irregularis DAOM 181602=DAOM 197198
Lineage: Eukaryota; Fungi; Glomeromycota; Glomeromycetes; Glomerales; Glomeraceae
Source: RefSeq, a predicted model, not a curated record